AUGGUGGCUUUGAGUCAGACCUUUAGGAACCGGGUGGAUCUGCAGGACACACAGAUGAAGGAUGGAGACGUGUCUCUGACUCUGAAGGAUGUGACCAUAAAUGAUACAGGAACAUAUCAGUGUAGAGUCAAGGAGCAGUGUCUGUGGACCGUCCUGCUGGAGUCUUUCUCCAAAGCCUCCUCUGACACACUGAUCCAGCUCCACACCUUCAGCAGCUCAUUGGCUGCAGAUCCUCUGCUUCCUGGUUCAGCUUCUGCUUUACUUCUGUGUGCUGCCUGUAGAGAGCCUCCUCCAGCCCUUUACAGCCUGGAGCUGCUGCCCCGGGGGUUUGUGUUAAAGAAGAGUCUUAGCCUGUGUCUGAGGAAGCAAGGGAUCAUUUUAUUGAGAGCAAACUUCAUCAGAGCGUGGCUGGGCAGCAGCAGGAGGGUCCCUCAGCUUCCACUGCACAGACACAUGCUCAGUAACUCCAGAGCCUCAUUCUGUGACAUUCAGAUGCAGCUGUGUGAUUUAAUGUCCUCCUGCUGGAUCCCAGCUACCUGCUAA
This is a messenger RNA of Menidia menidia (Atlantic silverside), 543 nucleotides long. Lineage: Eukaryota; Metazoa; Chordata; Actinopteri; Atheriniformes; Atherinopsidae. The record is from the annotation of a GenBank genome assembly.